This is a messenger RNA of Hydractinia symbiolongicarpus, 2522 nucleotides long. RefSeq lists its product as uncharacterized. Bases 727 to 2031 code for a protein of 434 amino acids. The record is from RefSeq and is a predicted model, not a curated record. The transcript has 5 exons. NCBI's taxonomy places the organism in Eukaryota, Metazoa, Cnidaria, Hydrozoa, Anthoathecata, Hydractiniidae.
UCAAGAGAUCUUUGACAAACUUAAAAUAUUUGCUAAUUAUCCCGCCGUCUGUAGAUAAGGGGCGUAGAAAACAAAGAGAAUGGCGUACAGUACAGGAAGUGUGCGGAAUUUAUGACAAAAAAACUCGCAUUUGCAUGCAAAGCUAUAUGUGACAUGUAUUGAUUCAGUAACAUAUUACCAAUGCUGAGUGGUGACAUCAUACUGUCUAUGAACAAAAGUCGACAAACUCUAAGAGGAUGAAAAACAUUUUUAUUUUUUUCCUCGUUUGCUAAAAGCUUAGCAGUAUUGUUGACGAGAUUUGAGUAGAAAUUUUAAGUCAAUCAAAGCAUCAGUUAAAACAAAAGAAUCGUCAUAUUUUUUGUUAUCUACUCGAAGAAUUAUUUCUUUACCCAAAUGAGAGAAAAAAAUUAAAUCCCACAUAUUAUCUUGAUUGAAUCAGCUCCAGCUGUGAAAACAAAUACGCAGUCAGUCACGAAGUAUAUCAGUCACGCGUUAAUGUCAAUAAAUCAAAUUCGUGCAAAAAUAUAAGUAACAUCUCGUUGAGCACGAGUUUUUAUUUGGAGCACGCCGUUCAUCAAAUACUGCUGUAUGGUGUAUGCACAUAAAUGUCAUGUGAAACAGAAAUUAGGGUAAUUAAUAACUUCCAUUAAAAUUAACUAGCCUAUUAUCGGUAAUUAUUUUUGGUAUAAUUGUGGUGCUUUGAGCGAGCCAGAGAAGCUGAACAAGAUGCUAUCGCCUUGGUUGUUUCUUUAUAUGGUAUUGAUAUAUGGAUGCCCUGUGGUAAUGUCCAAAUAUGGCUACAAUACAACAAAGCAUAAAGAAAACAACAUUGAGAAGAUAACGAAGGCAAGAACAGGUGAUAAAAGAUUUUUGAAAAUUCCUGGUCAGAAAUUAUUACGACAAGAGGCAGCGGUUGGAAGACAAAAUGAAACAGAAAAUCAAUCGAAUAAUAAACUAAAAAACCUAGAACUUAUCACGAAAAAGUAUAUACAAAAUCCCAUGAACAAACUACCUAAAAAACACGUCACAAGACCGGCGUUAGACGCAUCGCAAGAGCACCGACGUCGGAGAAUUCGGCGUCAACAAGACUUGCACAUGGAUUCAUAUGGAGAAAUUCGAAAUAUCAGCACCCUACUAGAACCCCUUAUACAUGAAAUUAUCAAAGCUGAGAAAAACCAAACUUUAUUUAAUUCCACGAAAUUUGAACAUAUGAAAUCGAUGUUAGAUAACUACAUGAAAACCCUAACCACCCAAGCACCUGCGCUAGACAAAAUAACAUUCUCUACAACUCCGAAACCACGUUUGACCACGCCUGAACCCUGGUUUUAUCACUCAACAGACAGCAAUGGGUACAUCGUUCUUGGUGGAGGCGAAGAUGACGAAGGCGGUGACGACACCGAUAACCCAGAAUACAGCGGUAACCUAAGCGGAAGCGGUGACACCAACCACACUGGUAAACAAGCUGUUAGCAUCCAUCCAUCUUCGCCCGCUGUAGUAGAUAAAACGCUCGAAGAGGAAAUGGGAUUUGUUGUUGUAGCAGAGAGUUCAGCCAAUGAUAAACAGAGUGCAAGAAAUUCAACCAAUAAAAACCGACCGACCACAAAGGCUUUAACUACAAAAGGACAUAUCUCCCCAAUCCCUCCAAUAAAAGAAGCAUUUCUUGACAUAAAUUAUUACGGACCUUGUUUAUUUUGCAAGAUAAAAGAAACAUCAAAAACAAGAAGAAAAAAAAGAAAAACAUUUCGACAAAGUUUAGAGAACUUCGAUUUUGUUCUGCUGGCCCAAAAACAUCCUUCUGGUAUAUAUUCAGCUGUUCUGUCAUUACGAAGUGAAAAUAUUUUGUUCCCUUCACAUAACUACAUUAAAAUUCAUGUACCGCUUACAUGCGGCUGCUUUGCAAGUGCGGGAAACACCAGAUACAUUUUGGCGGGAAAUAAAAUGCAGGACAAACUCGUGUUGAAUAAUUACAUUCCACUGUAUGACAUAACGGAUUACAAACAAGUUCAGCAGAUUCAUGAUGCUAUGGUAUGAUAUUUAACGCGGGAAAACUCGUUUUGUAAAUAAUCGUGAUACUUGAAGUAAAAAUAAUUGUAUUAAAACGAAAUUUCCGUAGCUUCGUGGAAAAAUAAUGGAAAAUCUCAAAAGACAAAAAAGCGAGAAAAACAGAAGACAUCAUGAAUUUUGGAAAACACGUAAUAAACAUUGCUUAUAGUUGACUGCGCAUGCGUGCUAUUCACGCCUUACUAAUUCUGGCACAAGCUCUAACUAUAGAUGCUUUUGUACAUAGAGAGAAAAAAAAAAGAAAGACUGGAAUUUCUGACAGUUUGAAUAAAAAUGUUAGAAGCUAUAACUUGAAAGUACUAUCGUUUUAUGAUAAUAGAGAUUAUGAAAAUGAAAAUAUAUCGUUAACCUCGUUAUGAGGAAGAUAAAUUAUUAGAAUCGAGGCCAGAUAAUGUUGUAAAAUAUUACAUGAUGUAUAUUGAGAUUAAAAUAAAUGUAUAUGCAGGUAUGUUUUUAUUUUU